Linum trigynum is the source of this 264-nucleotide messenger RNA. The record is from the annotation of a GenBank genome assembly. Lineage: Eukaryota; Viridiplantae; Streptophyta; Magnoliopsida; Malpighiales; Linaceae.
AUGGCUUCCUCAACUCUCUCCAGCUUUCUCCACAACCUCGAUUUGCAGCUCAGAUCCGGUGUCCUCCACCAGUCGAACACCAUCGUUUUAUCCCAACCGGGGGUGGAAUCGGAGAAGGAAGAGGUCGCAUUAUUUUUGAGAGAUCUAUUCACCAUAUUGCAAAUCGGCGGGCUGGAAUUCAAGAAGAAGGGGCUUGAAUCUCUGCUUCUCAACAACGAUGAGAAGUCGGGAGUUCAAGUGUCGACAUCGUCUGCAAACGACUAA